Molecule: messenger RNA, 15150 nt
Organism: Arthroderma uncinatum
Lineage: Eukaryota; Fungi; Ascomycota; Eurotiomycetes; Onygenales; Arthrodermataceae
Product: nonribosomal peptide synthetase 2
Exons: 9
Coding region: 1-15150 (5049 amino acids)
Biological process (GO): secondary metabolite biosynthetic process; amino acid activation for nonribosomal peptide biosynthetic process
Cellular component (GO): cytoplasm
Molecular function (GO): phosphopantetheine binding; catalytic activity
Source: RefSeq, a predicted model, not a curated record
AUGGAGCCUCUUCAAUUCAAUAGAUACACACAAUUUCCAGACCUCAACUAUGGGCUGGAGCCGGUUCCCUCACAGGCCUCAGCUGUCUGGAAGCUGGACGGCAGCAUUGAAGUCGAUAAGCUGAUUCUGUCAUGGGCGUCGAUACUAAGUCGCUUGAGCGAGGAGGAAUCACCAAUCAUUCUUGUCGAUGGAACUCCCGUGAAAGUACAUCCAAAAACCAACCAGAUCGAGAGAGUCCAAGUUGAAACACUGGGUUCUGACUCUGGUAAUUAUACAAGCAUAGUCACCGCAGAAACUCCCGUUUCCAACGAGCAUUGUCAGCUCGAAGUCAGAUAUUCUCCCGUCCACUUGGAAGGGUCUAUCAUAUCUAGGGGCUGCGCAAGUGCAGAGUACUUGACCCAGAUCGCCAGGCAACUAGAAAGGCUUCUGCGAGAGUCCCCCAUGCUUUCAAUUCUCAAUCCAACGCCCAUGAUUCUUCCUGGCCCCCGCCUUUUUCAUGACAUGGUGCAACGGGCUGGCAGUGAACCAGCAAUAUCGUUCCUAAACGGAAACGGAGAAACAGAAGACCUAACUUAUGAGCAUCUUCAUUCACGCUCGGAAGAGCUAGCAUCCCACCUUGUGCACACUCUUGCAUCUCUCCCAGCUCCUGGGCAACACGGACGCAUCAUACCCGUACUUCUACCUCAAUCACUAGAUCUUUACGUGGCAUGGUUGGCGAUUCUCAAAGCGGGUGCAGCCGUCUGUCCCUUAAAUCUUGAUACCCCGACGGAGCGGCUUAACUUUAUAGUUGGGGAUGUUGAUGCUCGCGUAGUCAUUACCAAUGAGCAGCUCGCCGGGGCUUUCCAGCAGAUUGAAAUCCCAGUCACUGUAGUCAAGAUGGAAGACAGUAAGGACCUGACUGCAGACGGUCCUCCCGCUGUGGAUAUUCGGGAGGAAGAUCUGGCGUAUGUCAUGUAUACUUCUGGAUCUACUGGUCUGCCCAAGGGAGUAGGCAUCUCUCACCAUGCUGCUGUGCAGGCCUUACUGGCUCAUGACGAGAUAAUACCACCUUUUAGGAGAUUUCUCCAAUUUGCUGCACCGACAUUUGAUGUAUCAGUUUUUGAGAUCGUCUUUCCACUUUUCAGAGGUGUAACCCUCGUGGGGUGCGACCGACGGUUAAUGUUAAACGAUCUCCCUGGCAUCAUCAAUAAGUUGAAUAUCGACGCAGCUGAACUUACCCCCACCGUAUGCGGAGAACUCCUCCGAUCACGAGCAGCAACACCCUGUCUUAAUCUGCUAUUGACAAUUGGCGAGAUGUUGACUAGGCAUGUGGUCGAUGAGUUUGGAUCAUCAGAGGACCGGCCAGGGAUUUUGCACGGAAUGUACGGCCCUACAGAAGCUACCAUACACUGUACAGCUGUCUCCUCGAUCCGUGCAGGUUCCAUUGUUGGCAAUAUCGGUAUUCCACUUAAAACCGUCUCCGCCUUCAUCAUUUCGAUAGACCAUACAGUUGGUCAGGAACCAGAGAUUCUUCCAGUUGGCCACGUCGGUGAACUUGUGGUUGGAGGCCCACAGCUCGCUAGGUACUAUCUCAAUCGACCAAAGGAAAAUCAAAACGCAUUCAUCGAAACCAAGGCAUACGGACGUCUAUACCGAACCGGAGACAAGGGCCGCCUACAUCCAAACGGUGAGAUCCAGUGCAUGGGUCGUAUAUCGACAGGACAAGUCAAGCUCCGAGGGCAACGAAUUGAGCUCGGGGAAAUCGAAAGCGUUUUAUUAAAGGGUCAAUAUGUGAGAAAUGCCGCCGUGUGCGUGGUCCAAGGCGUGCUUGUCGCAUUCCUAUCCGCCGAUGUUGAACGCUGUACGUCCAAGGAUCUGCAAAUGACUUGUCAACGAUCUCUUCCAAAAUUUAUGAUUCCUGGGAAUUUUGUCAUCCUUGACGAAUUGCCACGGCUUCCAUCAGGUAAAAUUGAUAGGAAAGGCCUGCAGGAGGAAUAUAUAAUAUCCAAGGGCAUAGGGCAGGGCGAUCCCACCGAGUUUGCGGGUGAAACUGAACAGAAGAUAGCAGCAUCCCUUGAGCAGCUGCUAGGGUUCCCUGUUGGUCCUACCACGAGCCUUGCCUCUGCCGGACUCGACUCGCUAAAAGUAAUUAACCUUGCCUCUAUAUUACGGCGAGAGGGGAUAGUUCUCAACGCCUUGGACAUCUUGGAAGCUGAUUCCAUUCGCCAAAUGGCAGUCCUUGUGUCGAAACCUGAGCCAGAAUCAACUGUGGCUCCUAUCCAAGGCAGCGCCUUGGAGACCUGGAAUGCAAUAAUAGAACAAGGCCUCGAUAAACUAAAAUCCACCGAAUAUCGCGAACACCCCUAUGAAAUCAUCCCCUGCAGUCCGACUCAGACGGGUAUGCUUCUGGAAACCAAGUUAAACCCAAAGGCGUAUUUCAACUCUAUCGAACUGCAGUUCGAUCAUGGAAUUUCUCUACAAGAGGCGAAGAGAGCAUUUUUUGCAGUUGCUCUGCAAAACGAGGUGUUGCGAUCUGGCUUCGUCGAGAUCGAUCUUCCAGGCUUUCCCUAUGCACAAGUUAUCUGGGAAAAAUUAAAUUCAGAUCAAAUCAGUGAACCACAAAAUUUUGACUACGAUCUAGAGCUACAGAGCCAAUGGGAUAUUCUGCACCCAUUCAGAGUCCAGCUGGGUCUUGUUGACGGACAAUCCAGAGCUUUAGUACAUAUUCAUCAUUCUCUAUAUGAUGGUUGGUCCUGGGAUCAGAUUAUGCUAGACAUAGCAGCGGCACUCGGAAAUAAACCUCCCGUCCAGAGGCCACAGUAUCGACUCUUUACCCUCUUUCACAUGAACCAUACUUCCUCUGAAUUCCGAGAGCAGGCUCUAAAUUAUUGGCAGUCCCAUCUGGAAGGUUCAUCGCCGUCCGUGUGGCCUAACUUCCAAGACCGAUCCGAUAUUUCCAAAUCAACUGGAGUAGUUACACAUCAACUGAGCAUCGACCUGGACAAACUUGAUGCUCUGGUUCGAGACUUCCGUGUAAGCCGACAGAUCAUCUUCCAAGCGGCCGUUGGAUACCUACUUGCAGCCUAUAAUGGCGUUUCAGAUGUAAUAUUUGGGACUGUAUCCGCUGGUCGUACGCUCCCUAUCGAUGGAAUCGACAGUAUCGUGGGGCCUUGCAUUUCAACUCUUCCAUUGAGAUUCGAUCUACAGCGAAUUCGGACCGUUCGAGACUUGCUUGCAAUCCUUCAUGGUUUGAAUAGGAAGACUCUUGCACAUGGAUUUGUUCCCCUUCGGGACAUAAAGCAGGCAUCAGGGGUUAAUGUGGCGGAACAACUAUUUGAUACUUUGUUCGUCUGGCAGGACACUAUCAAUACUACUUGCGGCCCAAUAACCCAAGUAGCAUCGAGGGAUUUCCUCGAAUUUACAUUAACCGUUGACAUCGGAAUUCAGGAUGGCAAAAUACAAGCGAAGGCUAUCUUUCAGGAAUCAAUUCUUCCCGCCAGCCAAGCUAGGAUAUUUCUGCAGCAAAUCGAAGGAUUCGUUUCCACCGUCCUACAAACCCCUGAUAUGUUGCUUGGAGAUAUCGGGCAACAGCUUCCAGAACCUCUAUUAUCAAUUGAGAAUGCCUUGCCAAUGUCGUUAGAGUCGGUACCUGACCUUUCAUAUGGUGUUGAACAAGUCUCCAAAGCCGAUCCAGAGAGAAUUGCGGUUGAAUUUUUGGACUCUUUAGACCCAGAAACUGGAGCCAGAACGACGCAGACCCUGACAUACUCUGAACUAGAUACACGCUCCAGCAGGCUUGCAGGCCACCUUAGAAGACUGGGUGUUAUUGAGGGUAACUUGGUUGCCAUAUGCCUUGAAAAGUCGCUCGAGCUUUACGUUUCUAUUCUUGCGGUGGUCAGAGCCGGCGCAGGAUAUGUGCCAAUGACACCACAAACGCCCAUCAUGCGAGUGAAACAUAUUAUCCGCGAGGCGAACUGUCAGAUUUGCAUUACGGAUAAGGAAAUUUCAACCCAGCUGUCUGAUCUCCCAGACACAAAAUUUAUCCACGUUGAUCAUGAUAUAAUGGAAGAGGAUGUCCAAUAUGCCCUUAUGUCGAAACCCCCAGGCUCCGGUCCUGCGUACGCGGUAUUCACAUCUGGGACCACUGGUACCCCAAAAGGAGUUCUUAUUUCACGCUUCAACUUAGAGAGCAACAUAGCUGUUCUGUCUGCCCUUUAUCCUGACUUCCCAGAGUCACGGCUGCUCCAAGCAUGCUCUCAUGCAUUUGAUGUUUCUGUGUUCGAGAUCUUUUUCACCUGGAGCAAGGGAAUGACCCUAUGUUCUGCGAAAAAUGACGUUUUAUUCCGGGAUAUUGAAGAGGCAAUUCGCAGUUUGCGAAUCACCCAUCUCAGCAUGACCCCAACGGUUGCCGCACUAGUAAGGGCGAAGAACGUGCCUCUGGUUAAAUUCCUCGUAACGGCUGGUGAAGCGAUGACCCCGAAGGUUCUGAUGGACUGGGCAGGAAGGGGCUUAUGGCAGGGAUAUGGUCCAAGUGAGACAACGAAUAUUUGCACGGUUAGGCCAAAUCUUUGCAUGUCCCACUUUAUAAGCAAUAUUGGGAAACCCUUCGUAAACACCUCUGCGUUUGUUCUUACGGAAGGGGAUGGAUUCUCUCUUGUCCCUCGAGGAGCAGUUGGCGAGCUUUGUUUCGGAGGAGACCAAGUGGGUAUUGGGUAUCUGAAUAUGGAAGAACUUACGCAGCAGAAGUUCGUCACUCAUCACAAAUACGGUAGGAUAUACAAAAGUGGAGACUAUGGGCGACUUCUUGCCGAUGGCUCGAUUGCUUUCGCUGGUCGUCGUGAUGACCUAGUAAAGAUCAGAGGCCAGCGCAUUGAACUGGGUGAGAUCACCAGUGUUUUGAUGACUGAUGAAAACGUUAAGGACUGUGCAACGAUCGUAUGCGAGGGCCAAAAUGGUGGCAAUCAGCAACUGGUAUCUUUCUGGGUUCCUGACAAAAUCGGUAUCAAGGGGCUUGACCAGCCCGAAAAUUCUACUAUUCCCCAGCAGCUUUUCGAUCACAUAAGCGACCGCUUGCCUACAUAUAUGAUCCCGUCAUUCCUAAUCCCAAUUAGUCAUAUUCCAAUGACGACAGUUGGAAGGAAGAUCGACAAAGGAGCUCUACUUGCCAUAUAUUCAAAUGCGGAUUCUGCGUUGCUUGAUGUAUACUCGCGCGGAAAAGACGAAGAGCACAUACAAGAAAACCUGUCAGAGAAUGAAGCCAAGAUCGUGGAAAUUGUUGCACAGGUCACAGGGGCCUCCACGAAAGAGAUCGGACGACAUACUUCAUUUUAUCGACUAGGUUUUGAUUCAGUGAUAGCGAUCGCGCUUUCUCGGCAGUUGAAACUUGCUGGCUUUGGCCAAAUCGAUGUCUCGAUCAUCAUAAAAAACGAUUCCGUGGCCCGUCUCGCUAGAAAAUCGCAGCAGAAACUUGAGGCCCCAGUGUCAGGCCUGCGGGCUCUUCCAAAUUUCGAUCAUCUGUUCAGUCCUGAUCUGUUAAACAAAAUUAAGAACGAAGUCUCUUCUCAUGGGAUGAAUGUUGUGAAAGUUUUACCAUGUACAUCCUUACAGGAAGGCAUGCUUUCGGGGAUAGCAACUGGGAAUGGUGAAUCGUACUAUAACCAUCUAACCUUUGAAAUCAGCGCGGAUGUUGAAGCUAUGGAAGUGGCCUGGAAGAAUAUGGUUGCAAGACAUGACAUGUUGCGAACUUGGUUUCGACAAACUAAUAACGCCCGUUUUGCAUUCGUACAGGUUGUUCUGGAGAAAAUAGACAUCCCUUGGCAGACCAUUGAAUGCACCAUGGCGGAUGCUCCAUCAAUCAUAGAGCAGCAGAAAUCUACAGUCUCUGUCGAGGAGGGGCCCCGUUCACUUUGCUCUUUUACCAUUGUUCAAUGCCUUGAUUCUCCUAAGGUUUUUCUACUGCUGUCCAUUCACCACGCUUUGUAUGAUGGCGAGGCAAUGGAGGUACUUUUGCAAGAAGUCGAGGAAGACUUGUUGGGAUCUCAGCUUCCACCAGUCGUCCCAUUUGACUUGUAUCUUCAUGAAAUGAUCAAGCUUAACGGCGAGUCGAUGGACCAGUUCUGGAGCGAUUACUUGAAGGGACUUUCCCCAACGCUAUUCACCGCGCCAUCUUCCUUAACCAAGGCAAAGCCGAAACAAUACCGAGCUAUCUCCCACAUGCCUGACAUACGUCUGGCUGAGAUAGGGAAUGUAUGCAGAAUUUCCUCCGUGACUACUCUUAGCCUUUUGCAGGCUUCCUGGAGUAGGCUUAUCUGUUAUCUUUCUGGUGCUUCUGAUAUUUGCUUUGGAGAUGUGAUGAAUUGCAGGAGUAUAUCCAUUGAAGGAGCGGAAAGAAUUGUGGGACCUUGCUUUAACACUCUCCCUGUUCGGGCGAAACUCAAUCAAAACAUGACCAAUAUCGACCUGAUGCGGAACCUGCAAAGGGAUAGGUCUGCCUCUCUUCCGUAUCAACUUAGCUCAAUGAGGCGGCUUCAAUCACGAUUUGGUCAGCGCGGUCUCAAAAUUUUUGACUCAUUAUUACUCCUACAAGGCACACCACGCCCACUCGACGAGGCAUUGUGGAGAAUGGUCUCUGAAAGUGGCACUAUGGACUUUCCUAUUAUCUUUGAGAUCGUUCCAAAUCGAGAGGAUGACAAGAUGUACUUCCACUUCCAUUUUGACGAGGGUCUUAUCCCAUUGGCAGACAUUGAUGCUAUCAUUGGUUGUUAUUCUGCCCUUUUAAGCCAUACACUUCGCUUCCCGGAGGCUAGGGCGAUGGAUUUCACUAUCACAGACCCCAUUAGCGAUAUAGCCCAAGGCCUAAGCGUAUUCAGCAAGGAACAAGAACUAAAUGGAGAGUCUAAAAUAAACGGAUGCCAUCAAGCCCAGGAGGGAGCCCUAGCAGAGACGCUAGAAGUCCGAGACCUGCUAUCGACGAUGUCAAAAAUAGAUAAGAAGUUUAUCGAAAUGGAUAUGACGAUAUUUGAAUUAGGCCUUGACAGUAUCAAUGCAAUUCAAAUUGCUGGACAUUUUAGGAAGGCCGACUAUGAAAUCUCAGCAGCUGAUAUCUUAGAGGGACCUUCCAUUAGGGAGAUAGCGUUAUUCCUCCAGCAGUCAAAGGCUGGUGGUUAUGAAAUUCAGAGCCUUCCUACAUUUGAUUUUGGGAGCUUUCAUUCGUUACAUUUGACCUCAAUUUGCGAUAAAAUUAAAAUGCCCGAAAGCAGUGUUGACGCUAUACGACCAUGUACUCCACCCCAAGCAGGUAUGCUUGCGGCUUUCAUAAACUCGGAGGGAGUCCUUUACCUUAACAGCCUGAGUAUGAGAUCCCCAACACCACUGGACCUUUUCGCAUUAAAAGCGGCGUGGGAAGAAGUUAUGAACAGGAAUGAGAUGCUCCGAACCGGAUUUUGUGAUGUGAAAGACGAUACAUUUCCUUUCGCGAUGGUAACCUACCGCCCGGGAAUUAUGGAACUCCCCUGGCACGAAUGUCCAUCCCCCGUCGAAAGCUUUAUUGGCGCACCAUGCGAGCAUAAGCUUGAAAAUAGGGAUGUAUUGAAUCGAAUUCACCAGCUCCCUUGGUUCCUUACAAUUAGAGCAGGUCAAGAAUUUACGCUCAUUCAAGUUUCAGCACAUCACGCUCUUUAUGACGCUCAUUCAAUGAAUCUCAUACUAUCAGAAGUCCUAGAAUUAUACCAUGGGUCCUCGUUGCCUCAACCAAUUCCAAUAUCCCCUGUGUUGAGAUUCAUGGCUGAGAAAUUCCAGUCUCCUGAGUCCGAGGCCUAUUGGGGAGAGGUGGGCCCAGCAUUCCAUGCAACGAAGUUCCCAGAUAUGAACCCCGUUCACACUAAAACGGACAAAAUUCGUGUGCUCUUCAGACACUGUUCAAGCCUUAUGGAAGAACUCCAAGUGGGAUGUCGUGUGCUUGGUGUCACUUUACAAGCCGUCGGACAAGCUGCAUGGUCACGAAUUCUCUCCUCAUACCUUGGGGAGUCAAGUGUGGCCUACGGCCUAGUUCUUUCGGGAAGAAAUAUGUCGGAAGAGGCACAGGAUACUGCUUUCCCUUGUCUUACAACAGUGCCGGCACAGCACAAUGUCGAGGGGACGAAUCGGGACUUACUUGACCAGAUUAUGAAAUCAAAUGCCCUAGCGGUAAAACAUCAGUUCACAUCUUUAGCGAAGAUCCAACGCCUGAGCAAAUCUGAUUCCCCGCUAUUUGAUACACUGUUCGUAUUUCAAAAACUCGCCCCGUCGGAUAAAGAAGGCAGCCCCUGGGAGGUGGUUGAUGAAGAGAGCAAAACGGAGUAUCCGGUUUCAAUUGAGUUGAUACCUGAUGGCAAGACACUCAAGCUUGCGGUCACAUUUAAGAACCGUAUCUUACCUGAAGAGCAGGCCGCACUGCUAUUGGAUGAGCUUGACUGGUUUCUAGCCGAUAUACUGCAAUAUCCCGAUUCCACUUCAUCAAACCUCGACUCUGCGAAUCGUUCUAUCAUAUCCGUUUUACCAAGGAAGGAUUCCAGGAUUGAAUGCCCCACCCAGCUUUUACAUCAGUUUGUAGAAGUUGGAGCUGCUAACCAUCCCUCUAAAGUGGCACUUGAAUUCGCAGAAAGAUCAAAUGGCAAACUAGUUCCUAAGAGCUGGACGUAUAAAGAGCUAAAUGAACAGGGGAACAAAUACGCGAACUUACUCAACCAACUCGGAGUGAAACAAGGGACGUUGGUUGGGGUUUCCUUCCAAAAAUGCCCAGAGGCCUAUUUCUCCAUACUUGGAGUUCUCAAAGUUGGUUGUGCAUUCCUUGCCAUUGACCCUGGAGCUCCAAUCGCUCGAAAACAAUUCAUAGUUGAUGAUUCGGGAGCGAAUGUGCUUCUUUGUGGGAUAGAGCAAAAAGAUGAGCUGGAGAGUCUCACGGGUAUCAAAGUAAUGGCAGUCAACGAAGCUGGUUUGCUGGAUGGAAUCAAUUCCACACCCCCAACCCUGGAAACUCCGAUUACAGGCGACGCAACGUGCUAUUGCUUGUAUACAUCAGGAAGUACUGGUACACCAAAGGGAUGUGAGAUAACACAUGACAACGCAGUUCAGGCAAUGCUCUCCUUCCAAAGGUUGUUUGACAAUCACUGGGAUGAAUCAUCUCGAUGGUUCCAAUUUGCCUCCUUUCACUUCGAUGUCAGUGUCCUCGAACAGUAUUGGACGUGGAGUGUGGGAAUAUGUUUGACCUCCUGCCCAAGGGAUACUCUGUUCGAAGAUUUUGCAGGGACCCUCCGGGAUCUAUGCAUCACACACAUUGACUUAACGCCUAGUCUUGCACAAUUGAUUCGCCCAGAGGAUGUACCAUCUCUUUGCCGUGGUGUAUUUAUCACCGGAGGAGAGAAACUAAAACAAGAAAUUCUGGAACAUUGGGGCCCUCAUGAAGUGAUUUACAAUGGAUAUGGGCCAACGGAAGUCACCAUCGGCUGUACCAUGCUUCCUCGUGUUACAUCUUUGGAUAAACCAUCCAAUAUCGGACCGCAAUUUGAUAACGUUAGCGGCUAUGUUUUUAAACAGGGUACUUCUAUUCCUGUUCUACGUGGUGGCAUCGGGGAGCUCUGCGUAUCUGGGCCCCUUGUUGGCCGUGGUUAUUUGAACCGACCGCAAUUGACGGCUGAAAAAUUCCAGUAUAUUGAUACCUAUGGAGAAAGGAUUUACCGAACUGGUGAUUUGGUUCGUAUGAUGCACGAUGGAAGUUUCUGCUUCCUAGGGCGCAUUGAUGACCAGGUGAAACUCCGAGGCCAGCGGCUCGAAAUCAAUGAGAUAAACCAUGUGAUGAAGAAUUCUACGGACGAAGUUGGAGAGGUGGUGACAAUGGUUUUGAAACACCCUGCAGCAACCAAAGAACAGAUUGUAUCUUUUGUCACUGUUCUUCCAUCAACGGCCACAAAAAAUAAGCCACAGGUUGAUUUCAGCCCUGAGGCUAGGUCGGUCUUGGAGCUUAUUCGACAAGAAUGUCAGAUGCAUCUACCAGGGUAUAUGAUCCCAACUCAUAUCAUCCCGCUGACAAGACUCCCCCUCUCAUCUAACAACAAAAUUGAUAACGCUCAAUUACGAGGGAUAUUCGGGUCUAUGCAAUUAAGCGAUAUGCAAGAACUGUCUUCCCAUGAGCUGGAAAGCGUUUCUGGGUCGACAGAAACAGUUAGGGCCAUUAUUCCAAUUCUCUCUAAACUCACGAAGGCUGAGGAGAGCUCAAUUUCACCAUCUUCCAACAUUUUUGAAUUAGGCCUAGACUCCAUAUUGGCAAUUUCUUUUGCUCGGUCGCUUCGAGAAGCUGGCUUCCCAACUGCACGUCCAUCAGUGGUGAUGAAAUGCCCAACCCUUUCAAAGCUAGCCAAGGCCAUCGAAGCCCCUGGCAACGACGCAGAAGGAGAAAGGCGCCGGUAUGAAGAUGCAAAACAAAGAAUCGUUGCAUUUUCCCACAUGCACACGGCGCAGUUAGCAAGUGAAUUGAAGGUUGCUCCACAAGGCAUCGAGGCAAUGACUCCUUGCACAUCCUUGCAAGAUGGCAUGCUCUACCAGUGCUUGAGGAAUGAAUCUCAUCCGUACCUAACAUCGUUCAACUUUGAACUAAAACCUGAUGUCAGCUUGUCAGACCUAAAAGAGGCCUGGCGCCAGACCCAAUUUUCUCUUCAGCUUCUGCGAACCAAAUUUCCUUUGACAGAUGACGGAUAUGCCCUUGUUGUUCUUAAAGAGGACACUUUCCCAUGGUUUGAAUUGGUGGCGCCAGAUGACGACGAACUCGAAGAGGUGUCAACUGGUCAUUUUAGGGAGUGGAACCUCGGGUUUGAUAAUUUUGUUGGUCGAGUCUGGGAAAUUGGAAUUAUUUCAAGCCAGGCUCGCAGGUGGAUGUGCUUGAACAUAUUCCAUGGGUUGUAUGAUGGAAUCAGCCUUCCCCUCCUCCUUGACGCAGUAGCAGCUGUAUAUCGUGGAGAGAAGUUAUCAAAGACGACACCAUUUACUGAUAUAUUGCCACUUGGACCACUUUGCACCGUGCCGGGCGCUAAAUCAUUCUGGACCCAUCACCUUGAGGGCAUGAACCAGAGGAUAAUACCACAGAUAGCAGCCCCAGAAGCCCACCCUAGAACCUCAACCAUUCGUAUCGAGGGACUAGUGGGCCUCGAGAAAACGAGAAGAUUGCUGAAUGUGACGGAGCAGGCUAUUUUCCAUGCUUGCUGGGUCCACGCAUUCGAGAAAUAUUUCAAUUUCAUUCCAAUAAUGGGGAUUGUGGUUUCCGGGAGGUCGUUUGAUUCGGAGGAUGCUGAUACCGCGAUUGGACCUUUAUUCAAUACUAUCCCUUGCAACAUCACCAGGUUUGAUUUCUCGUCCUUUUCGGACCUUGCUAAAGCUUGCCACGACUUCUCUGUCUCCGUACUUCCUUUCCAACAUACGCCUUUGAGAUCAAUUAUGAAAUGGGUUGGCCGAAGUGCUGAGAGCCCUCUCUUUGAUGUAUUGUUUGUUUUCCAAAAGGAGGAAGGCAAUGCGUCUCCUUCAGCACAAUCUUUAUGGGAGCCUGUGGCAUCGUUCGCGGAGGCCGAUUACCCCCUAGCCUUGGAAAUACAAAGCCAAGGCAACGGAUCCUUCCAAGUGACUGCAGUUUCUCAAGGAGACAUCCUGACGCUUGAUGGUAUCUCCGACUUGUUAGCACAAUUCAAGCUUUCUUUAAGCAUACUGGCCGAGGAACCGUCCUCAGUUCUCAGCUUCUCCACGAACUCAAAACCGGCUAAAGCUACGUCUGACCCGGUUGAGGCUACGCUCCCUGGCGACAACCUAACCAACGGCACGGCUAUAUUCGAGUGGAACCCGACUGCAUCCAUGAUUAGGCAAGAAAUUGCAAAGUUAGCCAGUCUAGACGUGUAUGCGAUUACGGAAGAUUCUUCCAUCCUCGAAGUUGGACUGGAUAGUAUCGAUGCUAUCAAGCUCUCCUCUCGCUUGAAACGAGAGCAUAUAGAUAUCUCCGUGAGCAAGAUCAUGCGGAAUCGAACCAUACGGAUGAUGAUGACGGAGAUCAUGACUGGCGAUAACACAGCUAACAGCACCAUGGUUUCUUUAACGUCGUUAGAUGCCGAGUUACGACAAUCUUUAGAGGAAGAUGGAAAUGACUUGAGUGAAAUUGAACACGUCCUCCCUGCGACGCCACUCCAAGAAGGCAUGCUUAGUGAGAUGAUGGCUUCUGAUGGCCACCAUUACCUCAACCAUGAUAUUUUACAGAUUGGAGAAGACGUGGAUCUCGACUUGCUGAAAAAGGCAUGGGAAAUUAUUGCGAAGCAACAUCCCAUCUUCCGGACCUCCUUUGCCGCGAUAUCUAAUCCCAACUUGCCAUUUUCUUACGCCCAGCUUGUUCACAAGUCAGCGAUCGAAAUGGAUUGGAAUAUUGUAGACCUGGCCGACAAGACCAUUGAAUCAAUCCUUGAAGAAGAGCGAGUCCGCGCGAUGCCACUCGCAAUGACAAAGCCACUUUUUAACGUACGACUUCUUCGGGACGGAAUUAAAUGGCUUCUUGUCCUUUCUCUCCCUCAUGCAAUGUAUGACGGAUGGUCACUUGGGCUGUUGCACCAAGAUGUAGCGAGCGCCUACGCUGGCAAAGAUUGCACGCGGCCGCCGUAUCACAACGUUCUCGAACAUAUCCUUACUUCUUCUGGAGAAGCAGGGUCGCAGUUCUGGAGGGGAGCUCUCGUCAAUGCAAAUCCAAGCAUAUUCCCACAACUGCCUGAUGCUGGGAAUGAAGGCCCUCUGGUACAUCGUGAAGAGACUGCAUCCGAUAUUCCACUUCCAGAAGUAUUGCAAUUCUGCAAAAGACACGGAGUUACGGUCCAGGCUCUCGGCAUUACAUGCUGGACUAUUGUCCUUGCCAGCUAUCUCAAACAGCUAGACGUUCUUUUUGGUACUGUCAUGCUUGGUAGAGACACAGAAGAAGCAUCAAAUGUCGCAUUUCCAACUAUGAACACCGUGGCAAUUCGUGGCAUCAUUCAUGGGACAGUGUCUGAAAUGCUAGAUUAUACCCAGAAGAAUCUUGCGAAUAUCUUAGAGCACCAGCAGUACCCCUUGCGAAAAGCGAAGGCGAUGGCUGGAAUAGGGAACAAGGAACUGUUCGAUACCCUUUUCAUUUAUCAAAAGAGCCCUAACGUCCAGCAAACGCAAGCUAAGCCGCUAUACAAAUCUGUUGAGGGCUCCUCAGGAGUGGAAUAUUCCGUUUGUGUUGAAUUAGAAGCUGUCGAUGAAUCCGCCGUAUGGCGCGUUGCCUGCAAGGAUACGAUUUUAGGCAAGAGGGACACUGACGAACUCGUCUCCCAACUUCUGCAGGUAUUCAAGGCCAUUAUACGAUCCCCAGACACACCAACUGCAACAUUCAUCAAAGAUGGAGAAUCAAUCCAGGCCCUCCCAAGUCUAAGUCCGAAUGGCGCUGCAGCUCUGAACGAAUCGAAUGGUAACAAUGCUGAGAGUAUGUCGUGGUCACCGCUUGAAGAGCAAAUUAGGACAACCUUGUCGUUGGUUGCCGGUGUCCCUAAGGAAUCAAUCACCAAGCUCACCACAAUUUUCCACCUUGGAAUCGACAGUAUCAGUGCCAUCAAGGUUUCUUCGUUACUGAGAAGAGAGUCCAUAAUUAUUUCCGUCAGAGAUAUGCUGCGGGUUGAAACGAUUGAAAAAAUGGCAGAUACUAUCACUUCCUCACAGGAGACUAAGAAUUCUUCUGGAGGAGACUCGUCGUCACUGCAGAUACCAAGGAACGGCAACAUUGAUCUUCAGCUCCGUAAAUACGGGAUAAACCCAGAGGAUGUCAAGUCACUCCUUCCUGCCACUGCCGGACAAAUAUACAUGCUGGAAAUGUGGAAGAGUUCAAAUGGAAAGCUUUUUUUCCCAGAUUUCUUUUACAAGGUCACUGGGCGUAUCACCAAGAGUCAGCUAGACAACGCAUGGGAGCAACUGCUCGCCAAACUGCCUAUUCUGAGAACAACGUUCCUGUCUACAGACGAUACUAUUGUACCUUAUAUCCAGGCAGAGUUGAAGCAAGUCGAUAAUCCGAUCAUCUGGAGGCCCGAUUUAAAGAUCAAAUCCAAUCGGCGCCAUGUAAAGGCGAGACAGGGAUCGGGUCUUGUUUAUCUAUACGCCUCUCAGACAGAGGCCGAGACUAUAUUGAUGCUCCAUGUUCACCACGCCCUGUAUGAUGCAGUGGUGAUUCAGCAUCUAAUCAACGCGUUUGAGUCGAUCUGCCAAGGCAUAUCUGCUCCCAUGAAUUCCCAUGUCGACAUUUCAGAAUUCAUGGCAUUCAGCCAGGCGAAAUCAUCCCCAGAGCAGCAGAAAGCAUUCUGGGAAAAAUAUCUAGGAAAGGACACUCUAGCAACACCACAGCUGCCUAGACCCGCGGUGGAUGUUCAGAUUGGCGUGGGGCAGUAUCACCCAGCUCUCCUAGAAAGCACCGAUUGGCUGAACAAAAUGUGCCAAAGUCAAGGUCUAUCAGUGCAGGCCGUGUUUUUGGCAGUCUACUCCAAGGUCCAUGUCAAAGCGUUCCCUCAACCUAGCGAAGACCUGACAGUUGGUGUCUAUCUGGCCAACCGCUCGCACGAUAUGGUCGGACUUCCUGAGCUCAUCGCGCCAACACUUAACAUUGUACCACUCCGCGUGGAAAAACCGAGAUCGCGCUCUGUAUUCCAACUCGCGCGGGGCAUCCAGGGCGACCUGCAUGAAAUUGGCUCUAUCGACAACUGCGCCGUGUCACUGGCGCAGAUAGCUGAUUGGACUGGAAUCAAGGUUGACACAACGGUAAACUUUAUCAAGCUACCGGAGUUGUCGGCACAAGAAGCUGCAGCAGACGGAGAUGCUCCACAGCUGGUUCAGAUUGAAGAGGAGGAGGUGCAUGGUUGGCAGGACAAGGAGUGUAAUGGCCGUGAGGUGGAUGAUGACGGACCGGCCAAGCUCUGGAUCGAGGAGAUGCUCGGAGGCGAGACUGGGGCUGAAAACAAGACCGCAAGAGACAUUUUCAAGCCGUCCAUUGACGUCGAGGCGGCGGUUAGAAACGACCGGCUGGAUGUUGGGGUCUUUGGCCCCAGCAGCGAGACAGCUUCGGGGGUCCUGGAUGAAUUACGACAGCAACUGCUGAGUCUCCAGGAUAAGUGA